Molecule: messenger RNA, 996 nt
Organism: Rhinocladiella mackenziei CBS 650.93
Lineage: Eukaryota; Fungi; Ascomycota; Eurotiomycetes; Chaetothyriales; Herpotrichiellaceae
Exons: 1
Coding region: 1-996 (331 amino acids)
Biological process (GO): mRNA splicing, via spliceosome
Cellular component (GO): post-mRNA release spliceosomal complex; U2-type spliceosomal complex
Source: RefSeq, a predicted model, not a curated record
AUGCAAGGCUUUAACAUGGGACGCUAUGUCCCGCCCGAGCUUGAAGGAACUGUAUCAUUCAACACCGCCUCUGGUAAAGGCCAUCCGCUUGGCAAUCGAGCCCGAAAGUUGAAGACCGAAGGAGUCUUGACAGUUCGAUUCGAAUGCCCCUUUGCGAUUUGGUGCACCCAUUGCCAACCGGAACAGAUUAUUGGACAAGGUGUUCGAUUUAAUGCAGAGAAGAAAAAGGUGGGCAACUAUUACAGUACUCCCAUAUGGAGCUUUCGGUUCAAACACACCAUUUGUGGAGAAUGGAUUGAAGUGAGAACCGAUCCCAAGAAUGCGGAAUACCUCGUUGUGGAAGGGGGAAGGCGGAGGGAUACCGGUGAAGACAAAAUACUUGAUGGUGAAAUAAGAUUGGGAGUGUCGGAAGAAGACAAGGAAAGACUCGAGCGAGAUGGCGGGUUUGGCGCCUUGGAAAAGAAAGUCGAGGACAAGACUCUGUUCAACAGCCAGAAAGAGAGAUUGGAUCAAUUGUUGAAAGCUAGCGACCGAGACUGGGCGGACCCUUACGAGAAAAGCAGAAAACUGCGAGCCGAAUUCCGCAUAGGAAGGAGGAAACGUCAGGCAGAUGAGAGGACCGGAGAAGCUCUCAAAGACAAAUUCGGACUUGAGGUGGAAAUGUUAAGUGAGCAUCCCGAAGACAAUGAGCGGGCCAAGUUCAUUGAUUUUGGCCUACAAAGAGAGGCGUCGAGUUCAUCCAAACCUAUGUUUCGCAACUUGAAUGGUGUUUUGCCAUCGAGAUUCAAAUCUGACGCGAAGCUGGACAAGAAAAACGUUCUACAGAACCAGUUAAGAGGGAACACCAGAAUUGUUACGGAUCCAUUUCUGGACAAAAUAGAUGGCUGGCAACCACGAACGAAACGGAAAAGGGUCGAAGAGGACGAGAAUGAACAGAACAAAACAGCGAAAGCGGAUGGUCUGGCGUUGGUUGGUUAUGAUUCGGAUUCAUCAUGA